GUGUCCAUGCCUGUGCCAAGAAAGGCCGGUGUGUUUUCAUUGAAUUUUCAGUGAUCGUCGGAGACUCGGAGAAACGUUUUGUUAUGGCUAAUGUUCCAGCACAAAUGGAUCCUCAUCUUCAGGGACUUAGCUACUCUAAUGAGGGUUACCUUUUUCUGUGUGCAUCAGACCUAAUCGGUAGAUACUGGAGUGGGACAUUGUGCUUGUUCAGAGACGGUUGUGCAGCACCGGACAUCACACAGUGUUUGACAGGUUGUCAGACUGAAGGUGGACUGAAUGACGUCCGGUGGAUCACGAACCACAAAGCAGCCGUAGCUUCAGAUUCCGGUGGGCUGGAGGUGUGGGAAGUGAACGAGGCCAGGGAUGAGAUGCGACAGAUCUCGUACAACUACGCGCACGAUGACGCUGCCAACAGUUUGGACCUGACGUGCGAUUCUCACGCAAAAGCCGUGACGGCUGGUUCUGACGGCAGAGUUUUCUUGUGGGAUCUGGAAACCAACACCCACAUACAAGGUUACAGAGGUCACACAGAUAUUAUUUGGAAUGCAGCGUGUCACUCAGUGGAAUCUAACUCAUUUGUAUCUUGCUCAAAGGAUGGAUCUGUUCUCACCUGGGAUCUCCGACAAGCCACGCCAGCGAGCGUACUCAAGGUCUUGUCGCCAAAGCCGUCCUGUGUGGCAUGGCAACCAGGUGGCAUAAACAUUUGCGUAGGAACGGAGACCGGCGGACUGUUACUCCUUGAUGGCAGACAGGGGGCAGUGCUGAUGCAGUCCCAACCACAUUCCAGAUUUAUUCACCAGCUUGCAUUCUGCCCCAACGAUUCUACACUGGUGGCAUCUGUAUCCAAUGACUGCUCUGUGAUUGUAACAAAGAUUAGCACCACUAUACAAGCAAUUUAUGCGAACAAGGAGCACAUGGACUUUGUACGAGGAUUAUGCUGGCAACCGGAUAGCACUAAUAUGCUUACUACCUGUGGUUGGGACACAAAAGUACUCGCCCAUACAUUACCUUCACACGAUGAGAGCAGUACUCCCAUUGUCAUGGAGUUAGGGAGCAAGUCACCUAUACUAAAAGACCAGUUCUCCAAUUGCCAUGAAAGUAGAGAGCAACUCACUGAUACCAAAGGAAAAACAAUUAUUGAUUAGCACACAACAGCUUGUCUUGAUCUCCUACCACAGGUCAGAUUCACCAAGAGAUAUAUGACACACUACUUAUGGGCAUACAGCAAUUCAUAAAGCAAACUUGGGUACUAUUUACUGAAUAAAAUGUUUUGACAGUCUGUUUAUUGUCAAACAUAGCUACAUUUAGACAUAACCUGCCAAUGAUUUGUGAAUGGGACCCGGCUGUAUGUUUGAUAGCUCGAAAAGUAUAUUAUUGAGUAACUCUCUUGCCUGAGUUUUGCUUAGAAUCUGCUUAUAUGUCCAUGUGUACCUGCCAUAUUUGAAUUGAUAUUGUUUAUAUGACUGAAAGUAAUGGUUUUGAAAGGUGGCUGUAAGAGGAUUUAAUGUUCAUUUAUAAAAGAAAAUUCAUCACUAUCCUCCAGGUGGCAGCACUGUACUGUCAUUCAUCACCAACGUUAUGACAACUAGAGGUACUAGUAAAAUAACCGCGCACAUUAAAGGUGUCUUCCCCCCUUAAAAUGAUCAUGUCUGAAGAUCGGAAUUUCUCAGAAUUGCGUUUACUGUCAGUGUUAUACUUUAAAUUUAUAACUAUGAGAACAAAUGUUAUAAAUGGCAUUUUGCAUUUUGCAUUCCUUAUCAAGACCAUAUGACAUCAACAAAGAUUGCCAACAGGUUGCCAUCAUAAACUGAAAACAGAGGCGUGUUCAACAGAGCGAACGCUCACAGCGAACGCUCGCAGCACAAACGCAGCGCCUCUUGAACGACACAC
Priapulus caudatus is the source of this 1890-nucleotide messenger RNA. Its product is annotated as methylosome protein 50-like. The record is from RefSeq and is a predicted model, not a curated record. The coding region runs from base 84 to 1145 and encodes 353 amino acids. Gene Ontology annotation, biological process: oocyte axis specification. Gene Ontology annotation, molecular function: protein binding. NCBI's taxonomy places the organism in Eukaryota, Metazoa, Priapulida, Priapulimorpha, Priapulimorphida, Priapulidae. The transcript is spliced from 9 exons. Gene Ontology annotation, cellular component: methylosome.